AAACCGUGAGAAAGUGGAAACGUGGAUGGAAGUUUCCAACACAUAAAUUCUAUUUUUUAAUUUGUUUAUUUUUUCAUAAUAUAAAAUUAAAAUAAUAUUAUUUUCUUUUAUUUGGUAAAUCUUCAAUUUUGGAAAUCAAGCCGCGUGGAGUUGCUUGAGCCGGCGGACGAGGGAGUCCGGUGAACAAUGGCGACGCUGACGCCACCUACCUUAACCUUCCGAAUUUGUUCUCACACUGCCUUAAAUGGCCGAAUUGCCUUUCACUUUCCUCGUUCUUUGACCUCCUCGUUCAAUCAUCGUCUUCGUCUUCCACUUUCCAUGGCUGCGUCAACGGACUCCACUUCUCAGGCUCCGUCUGGCUAUGCUAAUAGCGACGACAUUGAUGUAUCGAAGUUGAUUCAAGCUCAUCAGGAAAAGGCGGCUCGGCUUUCGCCAGCUGAAGAGAUUCGAACAUUGCUGGAUCAGAGUGUGCGCGGGACGCUCUCCACCUUUUCCCGGAGCUUUGAAGGUUAUCCGUCUGGAUCUUUUGUCGACUUUGCAUGCGAUGCUGAUGGUACACCUAUACUUGCUGUGAGCAGUCUAGCAGAGCACGCUAAGAACUUGGAAACUAAUCCGAAAUGCUCAUUGCUUGUGGCAAAAGAACCCGAGGAUAGGGGAACUUUAGUGGUCACUCUUCAUGGUGAUGCUGUGGCUGUUUCUGAAGAGGAUAGACCUGCUGUUCGUGCUGCAUAUUUGUCCAAGCAUCCAAAUGCAUUUUGGGUUGACUUUGGCGACUUCAACUUUGUGUAUAUCAAACCAAGAGUGAUACGAUACGUGUCCGGGAUUGCAACAGCUUCUUUGGGUUCAGGAGAACUAAGCGGUGAAGAGUACAUGGCAGCACAAGUUGAUCCAAUAGCUCAAUUUGCAAAGCCUGUUACGUCUCACAUGAAUAGAGAUCAUGCUGAAGAUACAAAGAACAUUGUGAGACACUGGACAUCCAUUCCGGUUGAUUCUGCCAUCAUGCUGGAUUUGGAUAGCCUUGGUUUUAAUGUUAAGGCUGAUUAUCGAGGGACUUCAUUUAAGCUUCGUGUGCCUUUUCCAAGAAGAGCAGAAAAUAGAAAGGAUGUCAAGACUCUUGUGGUGGAAAUGCUAGAAGCUGCUAAGCCUCAAGUUUAACCAUUUUCGCAGGAAGAUGACCAAUUAAUUACUUGUUCUCUGUCUAAUUCUUAUAUUAAAUUUCUCACAACUCUAAUUUCCUGAGAUUGCUCUUGAGAUCUUUAAGUAUUAACAUUGCUUCUCAUAAAAUAGUUUUCAAGUUAUACAUGGUAUCUGAAAAACAAGCCAUACGUGUAAAUCUGAUUACAAUGUUAAAUGAUCACUUGUAAAUUUAUUUCA
This is a messenger RNA of Cucumis melo (muskmelon), 1374 nucleotides long. RefSeq names its product glutamyl-tRNA reductase-binding protein, chloroplastic. Bases 187 to 1155 code for a protein of 322 amino acids. The record is from RefSeq and is a predicted model, not a curated record. The transcript is spliced from 12 exons. Lineage: Eukaryota; Viridiplantae; Streptophyta; Magnoliopsida; Cucurbitales; Cucurbitaceae.